Phragmites australis (common reed) is the source of this 802-nucleotide messenger RNA. RefSeq lists its product as uncharacterized. The record is from RefSeq and is a predicted model, not a curated record. Lineage: Eukaryota; Viridiplantae; Streptophyta; Magnoliopsida; Poales; Poaceae. Bases 293 to 625 code for a protein of 110 amino acids. The transcript has a single exon.
UCCAACAAAAGCCGAGCACCCACCAUCUUGCCUCGCAAGACAAGCAUGAAGCAUCUCGAAGGCUCGAUCGAGCUCUUGCGAGUUGUAAUUUGAUCCCAAUCCGUGCUCUCGAGAUAAUUCCCCCCCCCCCCCUUCUCCCGAGUCCCGAUAGCUAAUUCGCUCAAGCCCAGAUCAAGCCUUACAAAACCCCCACCGCCUCGAAUCGAACCGAGAUCCAUCGAGAUCGAGAGAGGAAGCGGAGCCAUCGCCACCGAGUUCCGAGAAGGGUAGGAAGCAGGGUCCGGCGCGCGAGAUGUUCUUUUUCUUCGUGGGCGGCGUGGAGCAGGGCGCCGGGCGGGUGCUCAAGGAGGCGGCGGGGCGGUGCCUGCGGUGCGGCGGCGCGGCGGACCUGGUGGAGACGGAGAAGGUGCUCAAGCUCUUCUUCGUCCCCGUCCGGCGGUGGCCCGGGAAGGACCCCGCCUACCUCUGCCGCGAGUGCGGCCUCCUCGCGCCCGGGUCCCCCCUCGGCGCAGAACCAGGGCCGCCGCCGCCACCGCUCCUGCCCCGCGACGCGCGGUGUGGCGCAUGCAGCCGCGCCGUCGACCCGCAAUUCCGGUUCUGCCCCUUCUGCGGCUCCGCGCUCUGAACGGAAUGGCCGGGAGCAGAGGUGAUGACGCCUUGUGCCACUUGGUUUUCGUUUGCAGUUUCUACUGAGGUUUUGUGUGUGUCUGUGAAGACUUUGUAUGUAAUCACAAGAAAUAAAGGAAAAAAACAUCACAUCAUGUUCAUAGUUUAGUACUCGUGCCAUCAACAUCAUCAUCAC